Entamoeba invadens IP1 is the source of this 690-nucleotide messenger RNA. RefSeq lists its product as hypothetical. The annotation marks the transcript as partial. Lineage: Eukaryota; Evosea; Mastigamoebida; Endamoebidae. The record is from RefSeq and is a predicted model, not a curated record. The transcript has 2 exons.
AUGUUUGACAAUGAUUCUAAUUAUUUGAGUGAACACCCAAGAGUGUACAUUCCUACUACUACAGUUGAAGCAGACAUCGGAUGUUACAACUUCAAUAAUCCAAUUGAAAAGCUUUUAAUCUCUGAGAAUGCCUUUUUGUUAAAUGAAUCUAAUUUUUAUGUGAACAACGCAAAUAAAAAACAAAUACCAUCCACUAUCACAAAAAUUCCAAAGUGUUGCUUUUCAAGGUCAAAACUUGAAGAGUUUGUCGUGCCACCAAAUGUGCGUGAAAUUGGAACAGAAGCCUUUUCGGAUUCACCGAGUUUGACGUCACUUUAUAUCCCAAAAAGUGUUACAAAAAUUGAAAAACGUGUUGUUGCUGGAUGCACCAAUUUAAAUUCGAUUGUAUUUGAAGAUGGACGCACUUUUGAUAUCGAAAAAGAAACUGAAUAUAAGAAAUUAUUCACAAUAAUAGAAGUACCAUCAAGUGUCACAAAAAUAUGUUAUACGUUUUUCAAAAAAUACAAAAAUUUGCGUGAAAUUGUAUUUUCUACAACAAUCAAAAAUUUUGAAAGUUUAAUAUUUGGCGAGUGUAACAAACUCACUAAAAUAUCAUUUUGUAACCGUUUAAACAAAUCAGACAAUUCAAAUGUGAAUGACAUUGAACAAUUCAAAAAAAUUAUUUUUCAAAACAGUUGCUGUCAGUUACGC